AUUAAAUAUGGAGAGCAGUACUUUGAAGAAGCCUAUUGUUUGGUUAGAUAUGGAAAUGACUGGACUUGAUAUACAAGCAUCUCAUAUAUUGGAAGUAGCAUGUAUAAUAACAAAUAAAGAUUUAAAAGUUAUAGGUAAUGAAAUAAAUAUAGUUAUACAUCAGCCAAAUGAGAUACUAGAUAAUAUGAAUGACUGGUGCAUAAAUCACCAUGGAAAGACGAAAUUAACAGAUGAAUCACGUUUCAGUAAGACCACUACUCAAGAAGCUGAAAAAAUCAUACUGAAUCAUUUACAAAUGCACAUAGAAAGAGGUGUGUGUCCACUUGCAGGAAGUUCUGUCUACAUGGAUCGCAUAUUUUUAUAUAAACAUAUGCCAGCAGUUAAUGAUUAUUUACAUUAUAGACUUAUAGAUACUUCUACUAUUAAAGAAUUAAUUACGAGGUGGAAUUUGGAUUGCCCUACAUUCACAAAGAAGAGUAACCAUAGAGCAUUGUCUGAUAUAAAAGAAAGCAUAAAAGAAUUACAACAUUAUAGAAAAUAUGUAUUUCACUUAUGA
Molecule: messenger RNA, 556 nt
Organism: Dufourea novaeangliae
Lineage: Eukaryota; Metazoa; Arthropoda; Insecta; Hymenoptera; Halictidae
Product: probable oligoribonuclease
Exons: 4
Coding region: 8-556 (182 amino acids)
Cellular component (GO): mitochondrion
Molecular function (GO): 3'-5'-RNA exonuclease activity; nucleic acid binding
Source: RefSeq, a predicted model, not a curated record